CCCCCCUCCCGACGAUGACGCCACCGCGCCACAAACAGAAGGACAGUGGGGUGACGUCAGGUCGCGGGCGGCGGCACAAGUAAACACAACAGCAAAACAGAAUAUGGCGAGCGCGGUGAUGCGGGGCGCCGAGGGCGGCAGCCAGGGCGCCGAGGAAGGGGCCGCUGCGGCCUUCACUCGCCCGGCUCAGGGCGGUGGGCAGGAUUCGCCGGAGCCGGGCUGGCCCGAGCCGGAUUCACUCUGGCGUCCGCUCUUCAGCUGCCUGGAGACGGCCGUAAGCUGGCGGCGGCCGGGCUACAGCGCGGCGGUGUUCCUGGGCUGCAACGCUCUGUUCUGGUUUCUUGCUUUAACACCAUGGAGGUUGUAUUCCCUUGUUGCUUUGGCCUUCCUUUUGCUGGUUGCUAUGGAAAAUAUAAAGACUUUGACUCUGUACCUCGUGAAAGGUUGGAAGAAAAACAAGAGCCUUAAUGAAAGUUGGAAAGUGACUGAAACUAAACAGGAGAGCACACCAAGGGUUAGUCAGUGUAUCACAGAGUCAUGGACGAGUUGUGCGGUGUUCUUUGAGGAAAUGUCCCAUUUCAAAAAGCAAAACCCUGGGAAGUUUUGCCUUCUUGUUUGUAGUUUCUGUACGUUUUGUGCCAUUAUUGGACGCUACAUACCAGGUGCUCUGGUAUCAUACUUCUUGUUGUUGUGUGUCCUGUUGUGGCCUUUAGUAACCUCAUAUGACCUGUGGCAUCGUAUUCGCAACAAGGUUGAGCCAAUUUUGCAGCGACUGGAUUUUGGUCUGAAGGACUAUGUGCAACAUUUGCAGAGAAGAAUAAAAAUGAAACGGAAAGAAUUGGCUGAAAGGAAAUCAGAAGAUGAGAGUGAAGCAGACACAUCAGCUCUUUGUCCCAAGAUAAGUAGCUCAGGAGCUGGCAAAGAACUAUCUAUUUCAGACACAGAACUAUCAGAAACAUCCUGGACAGAAAAUGGAACCUUUAAUUUGUCAGGAGGUCAUACCCCACAGACAGAUGCAUCAGAUGAUUUAGAUCGUCCGAGUGAUCAUGAAGAAGCAUUUGCCAGAGAUCUUCCAGAAUUUCCUUCAAUAGAUAAUAAAGGAACAAUAGAUGAUGAUGACGACUCAAGUAUCGGCAUUCCUACUCCCCCAAUUCCCACUCUGGAAGCGGAUUCAUGUCAGGAAGACAUAGGAACUGCUGUGGCUGGGCUUGCCCUAAACUUGUCCAAUGAGCAAAGCCUUAACCUGAUCAGUACUAUGGCAAGUGAGGCCAUUGCUGUAGCUGUGUCAUCUGCUGUGAAAGGCCAGUUGCAGGCUAUUGAAGCCAAGCCCACCACAUCACCACAGCUAAACUCGAGUGAAGAAACUGAUACUGAGGAGGGUGACUUUGAGUUGCUUGAUGAAUCUGAGUUAGAGCAAAUUGAGAGCGAAUUAGGACUGGAUCAGGGCCAAGCAGCGAGACAUGAAGUCAAUGAUGGCAAAUCAGGCUUUCUCUCAAACCUACUGGGAGGUCAUUAAACCUUCUUUCAGGGCUGGAGAAUAAAUAUGCAGACCAUAUCUGAGCAACAAAACAAACACAAGCUAGAAGCUUAUUUACUGCAGAUGCUCCCCAAAAAAGAGCCAAACUUCAUAAAUAUGAUCUUGUGAAUAUGGAACUAAGUGCAGCAAAGAAAAGAUGAUGCAAAGUGAAAUAUUACUGCACAUUUAAUAAUCUAGUUAUUGAAGGAACUGAUUUGAUUUGUGUUAUUUGGUAUAAUGGGCCACCUAUUUUCUGUGUGUUGUCUGACUAUAAUCUUUAUGCCUUGAAUUAACAGCAUGGAAAUUAAUCCUGUCUUGUCAAUCUGAGUUAACGACUAGCUUUAAAUGUUUUAACUGACUCAUAUGGCAAAUCUAAAAGUCAGAUAUUCAACAAACACAAUUUUUUCUUUGAAUUGUGUGCAGAAACAGACAAUCAAUAGUCAGCUUCUCCCUGGCCUUGUAGCAAGUUGGACUGCUAAGAAAACAACGUACCCCUUUUUGCGAAUAUUUGCUGUAUUUUAAAUAUUUUAUAAAGUCCAGUCCUGUUUGAAGUCUUUAACUCGUAUGUUAUGGUAGCUUUGCCAUUUUCGUUGCACUUAAGUGGAAUGUUCAAAGUAAGCUUAGUAGAGGCAUGUUUCAAAUCUGAGAUUAAUAAUCCAUUUCCAUGCUUGUUCUUUUUUCAAUUACAUAAAACCAAUCUGUACUGCACUUUCUGCCUUAUUGAACUGCAGAUUCAAAGGUAAAAAAAAAUCACAUUAAAGUUUAGUUUAAGUUGCAUAUUGCAAAUUAGUUCUUAUAGUUUUUUGUUUUGAUUUAUAACACUUAAAAAUUAUCCUUUGCACACAUGUCACUUUGUUCUUUUAGGUAAUGGGCUUUACUCUUUUAAAAAAAAUUACGUAUUUUUAUUUCUCCACGUUGAACAAUUUGCUUUAUUGCUGACCAGUGAGUCCAUGGCAAUCAAACUUCAUGCAGGAAAGAAUGUCAAAAACAUGUUAAACAUACCUUGAAAUUGAAGCUAAUUCAUGUUAUUAAUUGGUAUUAGUUUCUGAUGCCCACUUUGGAUAAAGACAUGCCUGAACCAUGGGCAAAGCAAUCCAUGGCCUGGAUUUUAGCCUGGGAUAAGCUCUUGGGGUGGGAGGGGGAAGGGGGGGGGUGAGAUAUUGUAAAUGUAAAAAACUUAAUGGAAUGGGAUUCCCACAUUCAGACCCUGCUUGACAUUAAGAAGAACUUCAGGGGAGGAUGAGUGGGGUCAGCUUGCUUUAAAAACUAAAGCAACAAGUAGCUAGGAGAGAGAUUGGGGCUGUUGGCAGAAGAUUAGAUCACUGGGAGUGGGUCCCAAUGGUGUCAAAUUAUCAAUUAGUCAUUGGUUUGUGGGGUAAGGGAGCAGGAGAUGGUAGGAUUCAGUAGUAGAGUGUGGGAUGGGAGUAGAGGUUUGUAGAAUGCAGAUAGUUUCCUAAGGAAGAAUGAUACUGCUAAGCUUGUUGGACCUUGAGGAAUCACACCAGCAGCUUCUGGCCCAAAGGCACUUGUAUUUUCAGCAUUUCACCUGUUUUCAUCUUGCGUUUAGUCCUGUCACCUAGGACUAAAAAUAAACCCUCGACUAAGAAGAAGGCAGAUAACCCCAUUAUAAAUGUUUAAUGAUCAGCCUGCUUCCCACAGCAUCAUACAUGUCCUUCCUCCUCUUAUUCCACCAUUGAAACCAUAUUUGGGUGAUUUAGUGAUGGUUUUGAUUCUCAUUUUAGUUACCUUUACAAAUUAACAUCUGACUUAAUCCCAAACUAUAUGUUUUCAAGAUGCUUUUCUUCCACCCUUAGAGAACAUUUAAAUAUAUACUUAAUUUUUAAAUAUUAUGCAUUUUAAAUAUUACAUUCUUCACUGAAGUGAAAUGGUAAGUGAAUCUAUCAGCUUGGGGAUCAGUAUUUAAAAUUAUUAAUCAGUUCAGUUGAUUAACUAAUACAGAGUGACAUUGGGUAGAAGUGCAAUUUGCUUUUGUCAAACUACAUUAAAGAUAUUUAAGUCAGUAUUAACUUGACAUAUUUUGGUUAAUCCUAUUAAACUUUGAAUUGAGCAUGGAGCAAUUUUGUUAAACAAGUCGCUCAAAAACUCUUUCCUUAACACCAUAAAAAGAGAAACAGGUAACACUUAAUUUGGCAGCCUUGUGUGGAUUUGUGCUCAAAUAAAGUUUUAUAUUCAGUCAUAACUUUUACAACUUUGCAUAAACAAACUUUUACAUUCAUCAGAUCUUUUGGUUCCUUUGAAAGAAACUUGUCCAGUUGAUUCUGAUAUAACAAAUAUGAACUCUAAGUACAAAUGUUCUAGGAACAUUUGUGAGAUAGCUACAAACACUUAAAUUUCUAACAUUAUUCAAGCAGUAUUUGAACAAUUGUUUCAAAGAAAAUAUAAACUCUAGGGAACUGGUUCAGGUCUUAAAGACUUGCCUGUCUCCCUCCCCACCAACCCCAUACAUCCUGAUCUCUGAUCACCACCCCCAACCCCCUUCAACUAUUAAUCCUUCUCUGCAACUACCAAACCUACCGUAUCUUGUUUCCAUUUCCCCCACCCCACACUGAUUCCACGAAGCUGAUCCUGCCCUGGAUCUUCUCCUCAUUAAUCAGCUUCAACACUACUUUCUGAUCAUGAUCUUGCUCACACUUGAACCUCUCUUUCCCUGCAACCUAUCAUCCCCAGCCUAAAACAACUUUAUGCAUUCUGCUGUCAUGGAACUAAAAGGCCUUGAUCCUUUUAGCAGCAGACUAUUGCUUGAGCCUUGUACUACUGUAAUUCUUAGCUGUAAGCCCGCAAAAAAAAUGCGUGACUGGCUGCAAACAGAUUACUUGAUGUGCUUUUGCAACCAAUUUCUAGGCAACCAUCUUCCAGAUGAGAUGCUAACUUGGUGCUCUGUUUACCUGGCCAAUUGAAAUGAAAGAUUUGUGGCAAUAUAUGAAGACGAGUGUAUGACUAGUUUUGGUAGCCUAGCCAAUGUUUGCUCCUCACUCUCACCUCACCUACAAAGCAAAGUAACGAGUCCUUCAUUCUCCUGCUAUUUGUGGGACAACUGUGUUAGUUAUGAGGCAUUUUAGGAAAUAAAGUGAAAGUGCUUUAUAAAUUUAAGUUUGUUAUUUUAAUACAAUCUAAUUUGUAAGUUUAAAUACUUCCAGAGUUGGAACACAGGCUCAAAAGAUUAUUGGCACAUCUUUAUUGAAAUAAAUCUUGAUUUGUUCAACAUCCCUGUAUACUUGUAGUGGAAUUCAGUGAUUGUGACCGUGCAGUAUUCAAGUAAUACAAUUACUAUUAACUGAUGAUUUAUACAUUCACUACUUUUUAUCUAUGCUGCUUAUGCAUAUGCAGGCGUUAAGUUUCAUUUGAUCAUUUAAGUUUCUAAUGCUAAUCAUUUAAAUGUAGCUCUCAAUAUAUGCUUCCUUCAGUUGAGAGUACUAACAAGGUGGUACACAAGUUAACUGAUGAUGCACUGAUAUCAGUGAAGAAAAUGAGAUUUAGGCUAUAUCAGUGAAAUGGUAUACUUGCUGUAGACUAAAUUACAGGUCUAGUAAUUUUCACAGCACAGCAGAAAAGAUUUAUUUCAUAUAUAUUUAGUCUCUUGUUCCAAGAUUUUUGUUUCUUUCUGCACUGAUCAAUUUUAUUUUCAGCUGGCAUUUUGCAUUUCACCGUCCUCUGACUCUAGUGCCAUUGUGUAUGUUUUUGUUUAGAAGAUCUUUUUGUUUGUUUGACAUUGAGUUAGUCUAAUCUAUUGGACUAUUUUGGUGAAAUCUGUUUCUGGUUACAAAUUACAGUUGUUUAGUUAACUUUUAUCCCAUUUUAAACUGGAAAUCUAAUAUUAAAACAUAUUCAAUGAGAAAUUUGCCCUUGUCCAAGGCAUAUUGUAGCAGCUUCUGCAAAUUUGACUUAAUCUUCAAUGAAUGGAAGCUUUUCAUAAUUUAACUUCUAGCCUUUAGAGUUGGAACCAAGGUUGAAUCAUUAUUGGCAAUGUUUUAAUCCUUUCACUAUACUGACUGAUUUAUGGUAGUGUUCAGUAAUCAUGACUGUGAAGUAUUCAAGUAAUACAAUUGCUGUGUAACACAAUAUUUCAUUAUUAAAUACAUUAUUUUAUACAUAUACCAGCACUUCCUAGUGUGAUGUUUUGUUUGUUACUAAUGCCUUUAAUUAAAGCUCACCUUAGUAAAUGCAAACUUCAAUUGAGAGUACUGAGAUAAGGUGGUGUGCAAGUUAUCAGAUGAUAUGCUGAUACAACUAAAGAAACCUGAAACUUGGGAUGUAACCUGAAUUUUUGAAAGUGUAAAGUUGCUGCAGACUUAAUACUUGCAAGAUUUGUCACUUUUAUCCAACUAAGGGUGAAUUUCUACCCCAAUUUGUUUUUUUUGUAACAAGAUUCACUUCAUUAUUUUGUUAAACAUCUAUAAUUUAUGUAGAUUUUGUGAAUUAAAAAAAGGAUCAUUAGCAUAUUAAAUGUGGGUGCUGGGAUGGGUAAGAGUAGAUUUUGACUAUAUUAAAAAUGUUUGCACUUUAUAUGUGGUUUUUACUAAAAUGCACUUUCUAGCAACCAAACAUAAACCAAUAAUAAUUGUUUCUUGACAGGAAAAAGGACUUGAUAACCAGAAACAGAGCCAUCAUAAAAUGUCUUAUUUCAUAAAAUAUAAAAAUGUCCCAUUUACUGCACUUUAUUAAAUAACCUUUUAUCCACAGGAUUUAAAUUUUUCAGUGGCAAAUACAUGUCCAUUAUAGUAAUUGGAUUUGAUAAUUAAAGCUUGUCUAAUACUAUGUUGAUCUUUUGUGAUUGUGAUUUUUUUUUAAACAAAAAAAAUAAAGGCACUAAAAUAUUGUCUUUUAA
Pristis pectinata (smalltooth sawfish) is the source of this 6362-nucleotide messenger RNA. It is a transcript of the gene retreg1, whose product is annotated as reticulophagy regulator 1. Lineage: Eukaryota; Metazoa; Chordata; Chondrichthyes; Rhinopristiformes; Pristidae. The record is from RefSeq and is a predicted model, not a curated record. Gene Ontology annotation, biological process: negative regulation of neuron apoptotic process; reticulophagy. The transcript is spliced from 9 exons. Bases 104 to 1516 code for a protein of 470 amino acids. Gene Ontology annotation, cellular component: endoplasmic reticulum membrane.